AAUUUCUAAGGAGAAAGAAAGACAGCAAACAAAAAGAGAAGACUGCACUUAGGUGCAGCUUGAUACGCACGAUUAUGACAAUUCACAAUUUGUAUAUAUUUUCAAGAAAUGGCUUGUUAUUGUAUUAUGCUGAAUGGAAUAGACUGAAUAAAUCGGGAAUUACAAAAGAAGAGGAAGCAAAGCUGAUGUAUGGAAUGUUAUUCUCUAUAAAGUCUUUUGUAAGUAAAAUAUCACCGUUGGAUCCAAAGGAAGGAUUUUUGUAUUAUAAAACAAGUAAAUAUACUCUACAUUAUUUUGAAACACCAUCUGGCUUAAAGUUUGUUUUAAAUACGGACAAUGCAACACAAAAUGCAAGAGAAUUGUUGCAACAAUUGUAUCGCGAGGUAUAUUUGGAGUAUGUAGUGAAGAAUCCUCUUUGUCAACUGAAUGAACCUAUUCAAAGUGAAUUGUUCAAGUUAAAAGUAGAUGAGUUAUUAAAAAAAUCACCAUUAUUUUUAAGCAGAUCAUUAUAGUCAAUGAAAUUAAAAAAUAUACUUGUAUAAUUAGAGUUAUAAGAUGUUAUUAUCAUAAAAAAAUUAUUUUUUUAUAGUACCUUAUUCAUUUUAUAUAUUUAUGUUAUAAUAUAUAAAUUACUUGCAUAAGAAAACUUAUUGAAAGUAAACUGCGAUUACUCAUUGUAUUUUAAAAUUAUCCUUUAAUUACAUUGCACAGUAUACCUCUAAUUUUACACAUAUUUUGCUACCUAUUAUCUUAUAUUAGAGCUUGCACUAUGUAAAACUUCCAGGUCUUGUAACUUUUGUCCAUACAUUAUAUCUUUCAAUAUUUUUAACAAAUAUGAGUGUUAAAUAUCGAAUUAUACAUGCUAUGAAUGAUAGUUUUAUAUAUGACACUAAGAGGCAAGUGCCCUACUAUAUAUUAAUGACGAAAUACAGAUAUUAGAGUAUGCAAAUUCUUAAUCUUUUAAAUGGCCAUUGUGAAAAGUGUAUUAUUAGUACAAUUAAAUGUUAUAUUUUAGUGAUACUUAAUUGAUAUUUCAGUCAUACUGCAUAGUAACUCAAAUUUCCUUGAACGAAAAAAACUUGUAGUUUCAUUCGUUUCAAUGUUCUAAAUGUUUUUUCUUUCUUCUUCUGCUUCUUCUUUAUUUAUUUUUUUUUUUUCUAAACAUUUAUGAAAAAUCAAAUUUCAUAUAAAAGAAAAAAGUAAAUACGUGCGAACGAGACAAAACUUUGAAGUUAUGGCACAGCACUUCCAAAUCUGUAAAUGGUAUAGAAAUAAUAUUAGUAAAUCCAAUAUUAAAUAUUGUAAAUACAUUCGGAAAUGUAUGUUUUUAUACGGAGAAUAAUUAUCAAAUGAUAUUAUACAAA
Molecule: messenger RNA, 1364 nt
Organism: Vespula pensylvanica (western yellowjacket)
Lineage: Eukaryota; Metazoa; Arthropoda; Insecta; Hymenoptera; Vespidae
Gene: Bet5
Product: trafficking protein particle complex subunit 1
Exons: 3
Coding region: 75-512 (145 amino acids)
Biological process (GO): endoplasmic reticulum to Golgi vesicle-mediated transport
Cellular component (GO): TRAPP complex
Source: RefSeq, a predicted model, not a curated record